This is a messenger RNA of Cannabis sativa, 585 nucleotides long. RefSeq lists its product as uncharacterized. The coding region runs from base 1 to 585 and encodes 194 amino acids. Lineage: Eukaryota; Viridiplantae; Streptophyta; Magnoliopsida; Rosales; Cannabaceae. The transcript has a single exon. The record is from RefSeq and is a predicted model, not a curated record.
AUGAAUCCUCUCACUGACAAAAUGAAAGGCAAGAUGACUAUUGUUGAAGAAGAAGAACCUCCUCUAAUCCUUGAUGAUGUAGAAGUUCAAAAUGACAAUUUGGAUACAGUGUUAGUUGCAAGAGUUCUUACUACCAAAUCUGUCUUUUUAUCAACUUUCCAAAAGCAAAUGAAAGACCAUUGGAAUGGUAGAUUCCACACCACAAUUACUGAAAAACCACCUGAUUUGUUUGUGCUUUCAUUCGGAUGUGAAGGAGACAAACAAAGGGUUCUUCUGAAGGAGCCCUAUCACUUUCAAAACCACCACAUAGUGUUGUAUACAUCAAGUGUUCUGCAAAAGGUCACUUCUGAUGAUCUUAUCUUUUCUCCUUUUUGGGUCCAAUGUUAUAGACUGCCUUUCCUAAGGAAGUCUAGAACAUUAGCUAAAGCAUUGGGAAACAUUAUUGGUGAAUUUUUGGAGGUUCACGAUGAUUCUUUGGAAGAAGGAUGGGGUCCUUUUCUUCAGUUCAGAGUCACACUCAAUGUUACCAAACCAUUGCUAAGAGGUCGAAACAUACAACUAAAACAAACAAGGGAUCAAUUCUAG